Lecanosticta acicola is the source of this 614-nucleotide messenger RNA. NCBI's taxonomy places the organism in Eukaryota, Fungi, Ascomycota, Dothideomycetes, Mycosphaerellales, Mycosphaerellaceae. The record is from the annotation of a GenBank genome assembly.
AUGGGCACGGCAUCCGGACAUGGAGAGUCGCGCGAAACGGGUCAAGUAAGUUCUAUCCACCGAAGGAUUUGUCAUUUGAUUCAACUUCUGACUCCUGCGACAGACUCGAUUUGCGUAAGCACUUCAAGGUCCGCUGAUACUUCUACGUAGCAAAAGACUACAUGUUGCGACGAUCAAAUCUCUUCAGGGCGGCUAAUAGGCCUGACGAUCUGUUCCGGAUCGUCAACAUUCUGCAAGAGGAGAGCAAAAAGCCCUGCCCGUCGCUACUACGAACGAUUUCGAAACUACCCUGCAAAUGCUGUAUACAGGCUACGCGCUAUAUCGUCACGCGAGGAGAAGGCGACAACUUGAACACCAGGUGGCGCGAAAUUGUUGAUCUCUACAACUUGACGCACUACCUGCAAGACAAUAAAUCUGCCAAUCUGGUCAUCCAUGAAGUCGUGAAAAUGGUUCAAGAGGCAUCGCUUGAUUGCGCAGUUGGCGUGGUCUUUGACGGCGACUAUCGCAGCAGCAGCAACAUCGAAGUCUUGCAACACAUGCUCGUGGACUACGCGGUGGAUGACUUACCAGCGGAGCGCCUUGCCGACCAGAAACAAGAGGAGAAUGAAGCGUGA